Exserohilum turcica Et28A is the source of this 399-nucleotide messenger RNA. RefSeq lists its product as uncharacterized. The record is from RefSeq and is a predicted model, not a curated record. The transcript is spliced from 2 exons. Lineage: Eukaryota; Fungi; Ascomycota; Dothideomycetes; Pleosporales; Pleosporaceae. The coding region runs from base 1 to 399 and encodes 132 amino acids.
AUGCUUUACUCGACUAUCUACUUGGUAAUCGCGCUCUUCAGCGCCCUAGCCGUUUUCGCACAAGAUACAACGAUUGGUACGACGGGUACGGUGAUGAGUCCUAUAUCGACCUCACUGAGCCCAAUGACAACUUCAAUCAACGGAACAAACACUGCAAUAAUUGCAACUAAUGCCUCGAUGAGCGCAACAAACGCUUCUAUCACCGCAUCGCAGGGUACUGGUUCUGUUGGCACCACGACCCUCCCUUCAGAAACGAUGCUCGUCGGAACGAGGACUGUAACCGAAGUCCAUACACCGAGUAGCUCAAAGCCUACGGGCAAGAGCGUGGCGAAUGCGCAUGAUGUUCCAUACGCUGCUAUUCUUGGCAUUGGUGGUGUAGUGCUACACGCGUUGUUGUAA